Molecule: messenger RNA, 1266 nt
Organism: Spirometra erinaceieuropaei
Lineage: Eukaryota; Metazoa; Platyhelminthes; Cestoda; Diphyllobothriidea; Diphyllobothriidae
Source: the annotation of a GenBank genome assembly
AUGUACUCCAUGUUGAGACAAAUGCAGCUGCGCUGGAGCGGCCAUCUGGUGCGCAUGGACGACGAGCGGCUACCCAAACGACUCUUCUACGGAGACGUCGCGACGGGUUCUCGUCGUCAAGGAGGCCCAAUUCGUCGAUACAAGGAUACCCUGAAGUCCUCCCUGAAGCUACUGCAAAUCAACCCGACCAACUGGGAAGAGCUCGCCUGCGAUCGUCCGGCAUGGAGGAGAACAGUGAAGACUGGCGCUGCUAUCCACGAAGCCAACCGCAUCGCUGCCGCCAAAGUGAAACGCGAAGCCCGCAAAUCACAACUUCGCCCAACACGCAACGCCGCCGCACAACCGCUCCCUACGUGUCCUCGAUGUCAACGGACAUUCCGGGCACGAAUCGGACUUGUUGGACAUCUUCAGAUCAACUGCACCUCUCGAACUGCUCCAGCCAUCGUCCCCCCGCCCGCCUCUUCCUCCGCUCUUCCGCCAACUAACUCUGACACUCCUUCUGCACCACCACUUCCAUCCUCCUCCUCCUCCUCCUCCUCCUCCUCCUCUGCCUCCUCUGCCUCCUCUGUCUCCUCUGGCUCCUCUGCCUCCUUCUCUUCCUCUUCCUCCACCACCACCCCCACCACCACCACCGCCCCAACGGCGGCCGCUCAGGCAGCCGUCUCGCACAUCACCGACCGCGACACAACAACCGGCACCACCCCCGCCUCUCCUGACUCCAGCAAUGAGAAUCAGGACUACACCUGCCCUCACUGCGAUCGCACCUUCACCUCACGUAUCGUCCUGGUCGGUCACUUGCGAAUCCAUCGCAGAGAGACCGGCGAACCAGUGCCUGAAGCACCAACCUACAACCACCGCACUCGCCUACACUGCCCACACUGCCCUUGCACCUUCACGCAUCGCAUGGGUCUAUUCGGCCAUAUGCGCAUCCACGAGAGCGGAAUCGACCACAAUUCCGACACACCAACCACGCCCAUCAUGCCCAUCACAACCCUCGCACCGUCCAUCUGCGCCACCACCAACGCCUCCUCUGUAGCUGAUUCUGACACCGCCGACUUCACGCGCCCACACUGUCCACGCACAUUCACCUCACGCAUCGGCCUGGUCGGUCACUUGCGAAUCCAUCGCACAGAGACUGGCGAACCAGUGCCUGGAUCACCAACCUACAUCCACCGCACUCGCCUCCACUGCCCACACUGUCCUCGCACUUUCAGGCACCGCAUGGGCCUAUUCGGCCACAUGCGCAUCCACGACGACCUGCGGUAG